GCCGCCAGGCGCAGCUGUAGGUUUGCACGCUGUUAAACCGAUUGUGAGUAUUAGCUUAGUAAAAUUAUAUUGUGACUUGUGAUAAUUCAAAUACUUAUCAACAACAGUUUAACUAAACAUUGUUAGAUAAUAGUACUUGGAUCAUUCUUCAAUACUUAAGUUAUUUCAUAAUUGACAAACAAAUGACGUUAUUAUAAUUGAAUAUCAAACACAAUGAUGAUGGUGAUAAUGAUUUUUAUUUUUACUGUUGUUGUACUGGUUAUGUGUAGUAAUAGUAGUAGUUGCAGAAGUAGUUGGUUUGCUUUUGGUAUAUUGUGUGCUGGAAUAGGGGUAAGCAGAAGGAAACAGUGGAGUGAAAUUGUUCAGUGACUCAUAAGAUACAUUUUUUCUAGAAGAAAAAUGAAUCAGUCUUGCUCUUUGGAUAACAGCACAUAGGUCUGAAUGUGAAACCUGAAACAUUGUAAUAUUCAUCAAUUUUAAUUACAAUUUAGCAAUUAGCUAAAGCCACUUACAACAGUGCAAGCACUUUCAACAUGGUAAGUUAACACCAACAUUUGAGACUUUUGCAGAAAACAACCAGUGUCUGCUUCCUGAUUGGGGAAGGUCAUUCCACAGCCUGGAGACAAGAGCAGAGAAGAAUCAGGGAUGCAAGGGGCAGUGGGAGGAUGUCUUAAGAGAUCGGGCAGCCAGAUGACAAGAGACUGAAACCUGUCUGGUUUUAAUUGAUCUUCUCAACGGCAAUCUGAGACAAGAGCGCGGGAAACGUCUUCACAAUCAGCGGUCUCGAGAUUAGAACUCAACGCAAUCUAGCUAAUCCUGAGGAGACGCGAGAACGUUGCAACACUCAUCCAAGAUUAUGGAUACAACACGGGGUCUAAAGGAAAAGCCCAGGUUUGCCUCCCCAGUUGCUCGAGGUGGGCAGAAUGAAGGCGAGAGGAAGAACCAGAUCCAAAAAGAGGAAAUGAUCAAAAAAACAAAAGAAAGGGAAGAGAAAGAAGGUCCAGAGGGAGAAAGAGAAUCUUUUCAUGCCUCAGGAAAAAAAGAGUUUGAAACGGGAGAGGUUUUGGAAUGCAGUGAAAAAUCAGAGAUAGGCAAGGGUAAUAGAAGCACAAGUGUAGAGCCAAAACAAACAAAGAUCUUAAAAUCAGAGAAGAAAAAUCUGUCUGCAAAAGAGGUGAAAGGUGGAAAGUUUACCAAAGCUAAAAGAAAGAGAACCAUAGGGUGUGUUGCGCCAGAUGAGAAUCUGGAAGCAGAAGAUGCAGAGUCAGGGGUCGUGCAGGGAGAUGGAGGGGGCGUGGCUGAAUGUAGGGAGCAGGAGGCCGACACAGGGAACUUGCUGGAGGAAAAGAAACCCAUGCUGUCAGGAGGAGCCCAAAGCUCAACAUCAGUGGGGAAGAAAAGCAAAACCAAGAAGAAGGAUUUGGGGGUAGAAGUGCAGGAGGAGGAAGGGAUUAAGAAAAACAAGAGCAAGAGUAUGAGAGCAGAAGGAGGAGAUAAGGAGAAGCGGAGAGGGAACAGUGUGGAGUCCAAGCAGAAAGCCAGCCAGGGAGCUACGACAGGGCUAGGGAAGGCCAGGGUGCAAAGUGUCAUCAAGAGCCAGGACCCCCAGCCCAUCAGCUCCCUGCUGUCUGACAGCCAGUACAAUGAGAUCUUCGAAAGUGUGCUGGACUCCUCACUGGAACACUGUCUGGAGGAUGCCAGGGCAGUGCUGAGUGAAGUGGAGUUGUUGCAGGCCAGUAUUGGCAAAAGCUGUGAAAGCAGUGCCAUUGGUGGAAACUGGGAGGGAGAGCUUGAAUCGAGCCAAUCCGGCAGGAGCAGUCGGGGCACUGGUCAGGGAAAGAAAAGAAAACUACAGGAAAAGAGUGUGGAGAAGACCAGUGGCGAGCAAACUGAAGAGUGUGAGCAGGAGCCCAAAAAAAGCAACUGCAAUGGAGAUGAAUAUGACUUGUGGGCCCAGUGCAGCAGAAACAGCUGUAAGAAGUGGAGGAAGCUGAAGUGGCACGAGGACCUUUCAGUUCUGCCGGCAGACUGGGCCUGCUCCCAGAACACCGACCCCCAGCACAGCAGCUGCGACUGCCCGGAGGAGAACUGGAGCGGCAGUGAGGAGGACCUGGUCCACAGCAGCCUGGUCCCUGGAUCCAUGGUGUGGGCUCAGCAACCCGGCUUCCCCUGGUGGCCAGCGAUGAUUGAGUCUGACCCAGACGCCAAGUCAUCCUUCCUUUUCAAGAACAAGACGGAGAAAUCCCCUUCCAAGUACCACGUGACGUACUUUGGAGAGCCGGCCACCCGCGCGUGGGUGUCUGCCUGCAGGGUGAAGGCCUUCCACGCUCUCUCCGAGGAGGCCGCGUCGAGCAUGGUCAGGCAGCAGAGCUACAAGAAGAUGUUCAGCGUAUCGCUGAACAUGAGCAGACAGGCAGAGAAACUUCCUCUAAAGCGGAGACUGGCAAAGUUUGGGUUUUUGAGCCGGUACCAGGACAGCAGAAUCUCUGUGGGGGACAACAGCACAGAAAGCAGCGAGGGGUACUCUUGUGAUGAGGAGGAUUUUGCUGGCACAUCUAAGAAAAGAUGCAAGAAAGGAGCAAAGCCAGAAGCUAAAAAGAAGGCGGCCAAACUUCCUUCGAACUGCCAGAAACAGAAUGGCCGAAAUGGACCAAAGCUGAACAGUAAUAAAGAGCUUGGGAAAAAGGAGAAGGGAAAGGAGGAGGAGAAAAAGAAAGCAGCGAAUACACUGUUCCCUGGACCAAAAGAGAAGAAAGCUGCCAGCAAACCAGAGUCAGCAGGGGAGGCCGAGCUGGGAGCAGGAGGAGAGCGAGCGGAGAAGAAAGUGCUCACUCCUUCAUUCACCAAGCCGAAGGACAAGAAAACCACAGACAAACAAGCGCUGCAAGUGGAAAAGCCCCAGCUCAAAGUCAGAGAGCAGACCAUCCCAGGUAUCACUGCUCCCAGAGGUCAGGAGGGGGGAGAGGGAGAGAGGGGCUCGGAAAGUACAGGAGAGGACAGGAAAGCCGGAAAGAUAAAGGAAAAGGAUGAUGGGGUCAAGAGAGAUGUGGAAAAGGAAGGGAGUGGAGAGGAGAGGAAGAACAAAAUACUGCCGGAGGUGAAAAGGGAAGGGAGCGUGACAAAGGAGGACAGAAGAGGGAGCGCCACUGAGGGAGAGAUGAAAGAAGAGAGUGAAGGGGAGGCACUGGAAGAGGAAUGCACGAAGAAGACAGAGAAGAGCGCUGCAUUGGAGGACCUGACCGGCUUUCUGGAGGAUGACAUGGAGAUCCUGAACUGCCAGCAGGAGUUUCUCAAUGAUGUGGGCACUGAGGAGGAAGAGGACGGAGAAGAGUUUAAUUUAAUGCUGUUUAAGGGAGUAAGGGCGACUUACCUUCCUGCUUGACUUAAACGAUAAUAUUUGGUUCUUAAAGAAUGGUUUUAUGCAUUAUUUAUAAUCUGUGUUUUGGCUUGUGACGAGAAAUAAAAUAUUGAGUUAUGAAUUGUGAAA
Messenger RNA from Anguilla anguilla (European eel), 3487 nucleotides. Its product is annotated as zinc finger CW-type PWWP domain protein 1-like. The transcript is spliced from 18 exons. Lineage: Eukaryota; Metazoa; Chordata; Actinopteri; Anguilliformes; Anguillidae. Gene Ontology annotation, molecular function: zinc ion binding. The coding region runs from base 857 to 3382 and encodes 841 amino acids. The record is from RefSeq and is a predicted model, not a curated record. Gene Ontology annotation, cellular component: nucleus.